Molecule: messenger RNA, 795 nt
Organism: Anopheles nili
Lineage: Eukaryota; Metazoa; Arthropoda; Insecta; Diptera; Culicidae
Gene: Vkor
Product: vitamin K epoxide reductase complex subunit 1
Exons: 3
Coding region: 1-795 (264 amino acids)
Biological process (GO): vitamin K metabolic process; peptidyl-glutamic acid carboxylation
Molecular function (GO): vitamin-K-epoxide reductase (warfarin-sensitive) activity
Source: RefSeq, a predicted model, not a curated record
AUGCUGAACCCAGAUGACCUCAACGAUGAACAGCAGCCAUCGCGAAGCAGCCAUGAAAGCCACCGGCAAGGCAGCGUCCCUGAGCCUAACACCGCUUGGAUACACGAAAUGUUCAAGCAGCAACAGUGCAUCCUACACCAACAGCAGGAAGCAUUUUUGAAGCAGCAAGAAAGUUUUCUAACGCGUAUGAUGUCGUCCAUGAAUAUGCGUGAAUCGACCGGACCGGAAUUCCUGAUUGACUCGUUGGCGAAUCAUGUGACGGAAUUUCGUUAUGAUCCGGAGGAGAACGUUACGUUUGCUGCAUGGUGUCGGUGUUCCUUAGGACUGUUAGCUCUUAGCAUAUGUGGAUUUAUUUUAUCAAUGUAUACGUCAUACGUUGAGGUGCUUGCCGAAAAUGAUCAUUCCUACAAAGCUUUAUGCGACAUUAGCGAAAGAAUAAGUUGUACGAAAGUUUUUACUUCAUGCUAUGGCCGUGGUUUUGGAGUGAUGGGCAAAAUCUUCGGGGAUGAAUUCGUACUGAACAUACCAAAUGGAUUUUUUGGAAUAUUUCACUAUUUGAUAGUUGCAGCACUAAGCAUAUCUGAUGAUUUGAGGAUUUCUAGACUUAAUCGAUACUUAAUUUUGAUUGCCAAUACACUUUCAUUGUAUUUAGCAUUCAUACUUUACUUUGUUAUACAGGAUUUAUGCAUUGUGUGUGUAACGACUUACGCAAUCAAUCUGUUUUGUCUAUUUUUAGUACAAAAGAAAAUACAGGUGUUGAACAACAUUGUUCUCGAUAUUGAAGAAAAACAUUAG